UGCGGCAGGCGCCAAGUUUCAAAGCCUGGCGCGGCCCAGACGGAGACCAGCGGGUAGAAAGAUGAGGCUGCACUGUGAGGUGGAAGUCCUGAGCCGGCACUUGCCAGUCUUGGGGCUCAAGAGCCGAGGCAAGGGUGUGCGAGCGGUGGUGAGCCUGUGUCAGCCACCGCGGAGGAGUGGGCUGCAGCCCCUAGCAGGGGCCGAGCCCGGCCGCGGCGCCUGCCUGCUGGUCUCCACCAUGAAGGACAAGCACGGAACUCGCUACCAACUGAAAGAAAACAUUGAACAGCUCUUCACCAGAUUUGUGGAUGAAGGGAAAGCCACUGUUCGGUUAAAGGAGCCUCCUGUGGACAUCCAUCUGAGUAAGGCCAGUCCUGGCAAUUUAAAGAGUUUCCUUUCAGCUGUGAGGAUGGCUCACAGAGGCUGUGACAUCAGCAUACCACUUUCAACACUCACACCAGUGAAGACUUCAGAAUUUGAAAAGUUUAAAACCAAAAUGGUUAUCACAUCCAAAAAGGAUUAUCCUCUAAGCAGGAGCUUUCCAUAUUCUCUGGAACAUCUUCAGACUUCUCAUUGUAGGCUUGCCCGAGUUGACAUGCGUAUGCUCUGCUUAAAAAACCUUAGAAAGUUAGACCUGAGUCACAAUUGUAUAAAAAAGCUUCCAGCUACAAUUGGAGACCUCACCCACCUUCAAGAACUUAACCUUAAUGACAAUCACCUGGAGUCAUUUGCUGCGUCUUUUUGUCAGUCCACACUCCAGAAGACACUUCAGAGUUUGGAUCUCAGCAAGAACAAAAUCAAGGCACUCCCUGUGCAGUUUUGCCAACUCCGGGAACUUAGAAAUUUAAACCUUAGUGAUAAUGAAUUGAUUCAUCUUCCUUUCAAGAUAGGACAACUAACAAACCUUCGUUUUCUAUCAGCAGCUCGAAAUAAAAUUACAAAUCUACCUUGUGAAUUUAAAGUGCUAUCCCUAGAGUACUUGGAUCUUUUUGGAAAUGCUUUUGAAAAACCAGGAGCCCUUCCGAUUAUAAAGCUUCAAGUACCAUUAACUUUACUGGAGUCUUGUGCACAAACCAUACUAUCCAACAGGAUUCCAUAUGGCCCUCAUAUCAUUCCUUUCCAUGUUUGUCGAGAUUUGGAUACUGCCAAAACCUGUGUUUGUGGAAGAUUGUGUCUAGAGUCUUUCAUUCAAGGAACUACAACAAUUAAUCUGCACUCCAUUGCCCACACGGUGGUCUUAGUAGAUAAUGUGGAUAGAAUGGAAGCUCCUAUUAUCUCUUACUUUUGUUCUCUAACUUGUUAUGUAAAUUCCUCUGAUAUAUUAAAAUAAUUAGUGGUAUAAAAGAAAGUUCCUUAGAUAUA
This is a messenger RNA of Cricetulus griseus (Chinese hamster), 1362 nucleotides long. The record is from RefSeq and is a predicted model, not a curated record. NCBI's taxonomy places the organism in Eukaryota, Metazoa, Chordata, Mammalia, Rodentia, Cricetidae.